Messenger RNA from Numida meleagris (helmeted guineafowl), 3266 nucleotides. It is a transcript of the gene GPR85, whose product is annotated as G protein-coupled receptor 85. Gene Ontology annotation, cellular component: plasma membrane. Gene Ontology annotation, biological process: G protein-coupled receptor signaling pathway. Gene Ontology annotation, molecular function: G protein-coupled receptor activity. NCBI's taxonomy places the organism in Eukaryota, Metazoa, Chordata, Aves, Galliformes, Numididae. The coding region runs from base 797 to 1909 and encodes 370 amino acids. The record is from RefSeq and is a predicted model, not a curated record. The transcript has 3 exons.
GGCGGCGGGAUCCGAGCGGGCGACAGCUGCGCGGCGGCCGGUUCCUCGCCCCCGUUUCCAGCGAAAGGGGCGGGAGGGGGAGUUCAAAGGCAUAAACAAGGAGCGCGGGACCAAAUUCCUCCCCCUCCCUCUCCUCUAACGGGCUCGGCGAUAAAUCCGGCUCGGCUAUGCUUCGCGAUGGGGACGUGCCGCCGCCUUCCCCUCGCUGAGGCGGGGGCCGCGUUCCCCUCCCCGCGGAGACGGCGGCUGCGGCGGGGGCUCCCGUGUCCCCGGCAGGAGAGCGGCCGCCGCUGAGGUGCCGUGCCCCCGGCGAGCCCGCCGCCGCGGUACGGGGGGGACCGUGCCGCUGCGACAGGGGAGGACGGGGCUCGGCGCGGGGAGGAGGCGCUGCGAGCAUGCGCCGGGCGAGCCGCUGACUGGGCGCUCCGUCAGGGUUCCGAGAAAAAGGGAAAAAGAAAGAAAGAAAGAAAAAGGGAAGGGAUGAGGGGAAAGAGGAUGAGCGACGGCGGAGGGAAGCGAGAAGGGUUUUAAAGGAGGCCGGCGGGAUCCCGCGGGAAGGAGCGGCUGUGGCAUGCGGGGCUCUCCGGCACCAACAGCAGCAAUCAGGCUCUUUUGUGAACGAUAUUUUGAUGGCAUGACAAAUCAGAACGAAGAGGAUGUACUGUAUGACUAGACACCAGAUCAGUUCUGUUUGUGGAUUACAUUUUCAGUAAGAUGUAUGGAUCUAUUUUUUCCUUGUUCUUAUAUAUAGAUCAUGAGACUUGACUGAGGCAAUAUACAUAUCAUCCAUCCAUCUAUGGCGAACUACAGCCAUGCAGCUGACAACAUUUUACAAAAUCUCUCUCCUUUAACAGCUUUUCUGAAACUGACUUCACUGGGUUUCAUAAUAGGAGUCAGUGUGGUGGGUAACCUUCUGAUCUCCAUUUUGCUAGUCAAAGAUAAGACCUUGCAUAGAGCUCCUUACUACUUCCUGUUGGAUCUUUGCUGCUCAGAUAUCCUCAGAUCUGCAAUUUGUUUCCCGUUUGUUUUCACCUCUGUAAAAAAUGGCUCUACUUGGACGUACGGGACUCUUACUUGCAAAGUGAUUGCCUUUUUGGGGGUUUUGUCCUGCUUUCACACUGCUUUCAUGUUAUUCUGCAUAAGCGUCACCAGAUACUUAGCUAUUGCCCACCACCGUUUUUAUACAAAGAGGCUGACCUUCUGGACUUGUUUGGCUGUGAUCUGUAUGGUGUGGACUCUCUCUGUAGCCAUGGCUUUCCCCCCAGUUUUAGAUGUGGGCACCUACUCGUUCAUUAGGGAGGAAGACCAAUGCACUUUCCAGCAUCGUUCCUUCAGGGCUAAUGAUUCUUUGGGAUUUAUGCUUCUUCUUGCCCUCAUCCUCCUAGCCACACAGCUUGUCUACCUCAAGCUGAUAUUUUUUGUUCACGAUCGCAGGAAAAUGAAGCCAGUCCAGUUUGUUGCAGCGGUGAGCCAGAACUGGACAUUUCACGGUCCCGGAGCGAGUGGUCAAGCAGCUGCUAAUUGGCUGGCUGGAUUUGGAAGGGGUCCCACACCGCCAACCUUGUUGGGAAUCAGGCAAAACGCCAACACCACAGGCAGGAGAAGGCUCCUGGUUUUAGACGAGUUCAAAAUGGAGAAGAGAAUCAGCAGAAUGUUCUACAUCAUGACAUUCCUCUUUCUGACCUUGUGGGGUCCCUAUUUGGUAGCCUGUUACUGGAGAGUUUUUGCAAGAGGGCCUGUAGUACCGGGGGGAUUUCUAACGGCCGCUGUCUGGAUGAGUUUUGCCCAAGCUGGAAUCAAUCCUUUUGUCUGCAUUUUCUCCAACAGGGAGCUGAGGCGCUGUUUCAGCACAACCCUUCUUUACUGCAGAAAAUCCAGGUUACCAAGGGAACCUUACUGUGUUAUAUGAGGGAGCAUCUGUAAAUCUUUAGCCUUGUGAAACACUACCAUUCUCUGCUAAGCAAUUGUGGCCUGUAGCCAUGUCUUGAGAAGAAAAUCAAGAACGGGAUGUCAGCAGUUGUAAGGAUUUGGGCAACAUUCUGCAGUCUUUGCAAUAGCUCACCUCUAAUCCUAUUUUAAACCUAAACAUGUUCCUGCUGACCACUGCUGAAGGUUUGUAAUUAAGAACAAAGGACUGAACUACUGCCCUGAAUUUCUUUAUGUGGUUGAAAUCUAGAUUAUGAAAGUAGCAGGUGCUAAGUAUCAGUGCUAAAUGCUGUGUAUAUCACUACAUAAAAUAAGACCAUCAGAAACAUUAGCAUUGGACAUCUUAAUAAAUUAAGUUGAUAUGAGGUUAAUGUGUUGAUAAAACUAAUUUUAGACAUCUGAAGACCUUUAAAACAUUUCAUACAAUUAUUGUUUUGCAAAGACUGAAAACUGGGGACUCAAGUACUGUAACUGAUUAAAGAUGUGCCAUGCAUUAUUGGAUUAUCACACUUACAAAUCUGUUUGCCUUGUGAGUAAGUUUUGGGGAGCAUUCCAAAGCAGUAUUUUUGUUCACAUUUAGACUUAUUUUUUAUUUUAUUUUAUUUUUAUUUUUUUUCAAAUAUAUUACUCUUUCUAAAUGCCAUUUUCCUUAACAGUGAAAUAAUAACAUUUAACUGUAUUCUGUGGUUUUUGCUGAUUUGGUAUAAAGUUUAAUAGACUCUUAUUUAUAUUUUUUAAAAAGCUAGAUAUCAGUCUGUUAGGCAACGUUAAUGAUAAUAUCCAGUCAUAAUUGAACAGUUACAAUUAUACAGAAUAAACACAUGUUGCCUUAAAGGGUUAUCUAGUAUCUUCCAUUUUGUUUAGCAUUGAAGCAAAUAAGCAAGGAAAAUUGAAUCAGUGACUCUGGUCAGUCAUUUGGGAGUGCAUGAACGAUCACUUAGUCCUCUUUUUUCCUUUUUACUCCGAUGGUUCCCAAAAUCAGUAUGCACAUCACUGGGAUGAUACGAUUUUUUUCUAGGUGUGCCGCCCUUUCUAGUUUGUUCUGAGAAACACAGGCAGUUGAUGUAUGUUUAUAUUUUAAGACAGCUGUCAUGGGGAGACCGCAGCCUUAGUAUGAUAUCUUGCACAAUUUGUGAAGCAUUUAUUCUACUGAAGGCACAGUCUUGUUUAUAUUUUCUGCACAUUUUGGUGUAUUGGUUGUUUUAAAUUAUUUAAGUUUUAACUUGUGAAAGCAUAUAAUAUGAUUUCUUAGUAUUUUAGAAAUACAUUAGAGUCUGUGAGUCUUUCCUUCUUUAAGAUACAGAUGUGUGGAUUUCAAUAUAAAGUUGCAUUUGCCAAAA